UGUUUUCGCAGGCAGAGCACUCGGGCCACCACAGUCGCCCCUGACACAAGUGAUAUCAAGCUGGCCAUGCCCACUCUCGUGACACCCAUCCCAGUCCCUCUAGGUCAAACCCAACCCUGAUUCGGCCCUCAAUGAAAUUGAGUUUGACACCCCAGACCUAGAUUAGUAUUUCCCAAAUGUGACGACUUGUUGAUAUGUGGACUAACAAACUUCAAUAGAUAUUAAUCUGCACCUGUGUAGAACUUCAAAGUAUUGGGUGUAGAAGCUAGCUGGGUAAAGAAACUUGAAAACUUGUAGUGAUUUAUAAUGCUGUUAGUUUAUUAAAGGUAUCGGUUUUAAAGCUUUGGAUUCCCCUCCCCCCCCAUGAUCAACACAGCUACUAUGUUUUUUUUUUCUCUCCAAAUUUUUAGUAAUAAAAGGUGAAGACUUUCAAAAGCAUGUAAAUUUCAAAAAACAAGAGUACAAUCUUUUAUGGACAAUAAGUAAGUUACAUAUCAUGGGGGCAAGUGUGGUAUGGUGAGGAGAUCACCUACCUUAAAAAGAACCUUAACUAAAUGAGUGAUCUGUUAAAGCCAAAUGAAUAGUGCACAUUUCAAUUUUGAAACCUUACUCCAGUAUCUUCUGCAAGAUCUCUUCAGACAACUAUUAACUUGGUACAUUCUUUUGGAUUAUACAUUUACUUUUUUUGCAAUAGAAAAAGCUUGAAACUGCCCUUUGCCCUGGGAUCAGUGGCAUAUGAAGGAAAAAACAACAAAAUUAUUUUAGUUUCCAUCCAAGCAGAGAGAAUAAUAGCAUAUCUUUCUAUUGAGUGAUUGGGAAUUUAAAAUGUUUCCUCUUCUCAUCUUUAAACUUAAUUCUAAGGUGUUGCUAUUAUUCCCAAACUUUAAUCGAAUAUAGGAAAGACAAUGACUUAUAUAAGAUCAUUUUUAAAAUAUUAUUUGGUGCCUUCCUGGCAUAGGGAAGGAACCUUCUAUUUUCUGUAAGGUAGCUGGAAAUAUUUCAUGUAAGGGCACUUCUCUAGGGCAACAUUUCCUUAAUCUUUCCAAAUCAUUUUGAAGUUAGCAGUGUGAUUGUCAUUCAAACUGACCAAUAGUGGAGGGGGAAAAUUGUCAUUUACUUCUCCCAUUCCUAAAUAAUCAUGGAUUUUGGAUUAAGAAGAUUAUUCUUUUCUCGCUUGAUUUCUUUUCUGGUUCCCUGCAGGUUCAGGUUCUUCUUUUUUUUGGGGGGGGGGAUCAACCAAAUAUUGAUCCAUUGGUUGUGACAGAAAUUGACCAACUGGUUUGUUGCCUAAGCCUGACAUUAUAGGCUGAGAAAGUGUGACUGGCCCAAAGUCACCCAGCUGUCUUUCAUGCCUAGGGUAGUACUAGAAUUCACAGCCUUCUGGUUUCCAGCCUAGUGACUUAACUACAAGAGAAAAAAACUGGGUCUCUCUUGUUUCACUUAAUAUCAAAAAGAUUUUUUAAAAUAGUAGUGUCCUCCAGAACCUAUCCAUAUGGUUUGAUUAGGAAGCUGAGUCCUACAUGAGCUUGAUAUUUGUGGGUCCCAUUGCUAAUCUUUAUGCUGUCUCUGCUGCUUCUGUAUCAUUUCAUUAAUAAAUUGAGUUAUUCUGAUUAUGAAGUUAGUUUGAAUAUAUAAAGCAAUUGGAUGGAUUACCACCCUUUUGUACAUUAUCACCUGGCAAUGAAAACAUCACCCUCUCACUCUGUACAGGACUAGGUCUAACCACAGAACUCUGUCAUUACUAUGCUCUUUUCUAUAUCCUACCGCUGCAUUCCAUUUAAUUGCAUAAAUUUCUUUUAAAAAGUCAGUCACAAAUGGAGCUAAGUCAGAAAUAGAACUUUUACUUAUGAUACCUGCCUUCCCUGCUUCUUUUCUUUUUGACAUAUAUGCGAUAAAAGCUUAUUUGCAAAUUCCUUUGUACUACUUUCAGAGCCAGAGGGAUAGGGGAGGGGUUGGUGUCAUAGUUCCAUUUUUACAUGCUUUUGCCCUUGCACUAAAUUGAUAAGAGUUUAGGGAGGUAAAAUGCUUAGCACACUGAGCAGUUUAGCAUUAUUGCAUAAUUGCGAUUAGCCUUAGCGUCAGCAAGGCUCUAUCAGUCUUUUGAAAGACAAGGGCAGAAUGGCAGGUGAAAAAGCUGACCACAGAUCAAAGGGGAGGUUCUGUGUAUAUUGCCAAUAUAUCCUGCUUUGAUCUCAUUCAACUAGUGAGUGCUGGACGUGGCCGCUGAUAGCCCUUGGAGGCUCCACCUUCUUCUGCCAUGUUUCUAUGAUGUUGUUUCAUCUUACCACAGGCCAUGAAUAAAUCAGGCUUAUCAUCUAGUGAUGCUUAAAUAUUAAAGUGCCAAUAGCAAUCAAUGACAAAUGCAAUGUAUGCAGUUGUGGGAUCCUGCUGGUUUAACAACUGGUUCGGUGAUCAUGUGGUUCGUGUGCGCGCUCUGCGCGCAUCAGCGGUUUUAACAAAACUUACCUUCCAUGUUACUUCUGUGGAGUAACACAGCUGAGGCGCGGCAAUUUGCUCUGCUGCGCGAAUCAGUUGAGAGGAUAUAGGAAAAAGACAUGGUCAGAAAGGUCUGUCUGAAAGAUCAGGACAACAAAAAGUGCCAGCAAGUGCUGAAUGAUCUUGAAGGUGUUUUCCAGCACUUAGAAAUUAUGUUCAGUUUGACACUGGUCCCACGAGUUCUUAUUUUGCUUGGAGGUACAGCUGUCAGCCCCAAAGAGCUUUAUGAAAUCAAUUUACAAGAUAUAUCCAUGAGUGGCACUGAAGAGAGUUUGUCAACCUCAGCCUGUGUUCGCAAGUUAUUCCGUUCUCUUUUCAUGGCAGAUGUGUUCAGUGAGCUUCAGGCUGUUCCCACCAUGAGUGUCAUUGUUAUGGCUCAAGGGCAUCGCAACUGUGGUAUUGACUGGUUCAAACCUAAACUAAACUACAAAGUGCCUACUCGAGGGAGGAAAUUGACUGUUAACUUAUCAUGCAGUCAUGAAAAUAGUACAGCCCUUUCCACCUGCCAAGAAAUAAACUUUGCCUCUGAUGAUUAUAUAUGGUUCCAAGCUCCAGUAAUAAUCAAAGGCUUUAAUUAUUUUUCUUGAUAAAUAUUUUUAACUAGCUAUGUUAAUCUUGUGUUUGUUUCAU
Thamnophis elegans (Western terrestrial garter snake) is the source of this 3126-nucleotide messenger RNA. RefSeq names its product MAD2L1-binding protein-like. Gene Ontology annotation, cellular component: nucleus. The transcript has 2 exons. Bases 2556 to 3083 code for a protein of 175 amino acids. The record is from RefSeq and is a predicted model, not a curated record. NCBI's taxonomy places the organism in Eukaryota, Metazoa, Chordata, Lepidosauria, Squamata, Natricidae. Gene Ontology annotation, biological process: regulation of exit from mitosis.